UAGUUUGUUAUCGCCGAGGGCAACGUGCGCUCCUUCUCUCCGCCGUGCGGUAAUAUUGUUUCCGGCGUCUGUCUUCGUGAGCCUUCACUUUGUUAACGCCUCCAAGUUGGAAGCUGCUAGUGUCUGCUUGCCACAGUCGCCCAUGGAGAAUAGUGCCAAAGUGACCUGGAGCGUGAGCACUGAAGAGCGAAAAUGUUCUGGAGAAGACUCUGAACCUGGCAGAAUCCGACUGCCAAAUUCCCACCUCAAAAAUAUGGAGUCAGAUAGCCUGUAUCACUUGGGUCUUGAUACGAAAACUCACAAUCUCAAGGAAAUGUUUGGGGUCGUGAAGUUUGUGUGCAUGGGAGGCACGAACCAGCGAAUGGAGGCUUUCGCUAGGUUCGUAAAGAAAGAGCUCAAGGUUAAGUUACCGCCUGGAGCCGACUUGUACGACAUCAGCCAACACUCGCACCGCUAUAGCAUGUAUAAAGUGGGGCCUGUACUAUCCGUUAGCCACGGCAUGGGCUCGCCUUCUUUAUCUAUCCUAAUGCACGAAAUUCUAAAGCUGGUCCAUUAUGCCGAGUGCAAGGAUCCAGUCUUCAUCCGUAUUGGAACGAGCGGAGGUGUUGGGAUCCCGGCUGGGUCUGUGGUUGUUAGCAACGGUGCCGUCAACGGUCUCGUGAAAGAAGAGUUGGAAAAGUAUGUCUUGGGUAAAGUGGUGCGCCGCAGCAGUAAGAUGGACCAGGAGCUGGCAGAAGAGAUUGUACAAACUGGGAGAAAGCACUUACCACACCUGAAUAUUGUCACCGGCAAAACAAUGUGCGCCGACGACUUUUACGAAGGCCAAGGCCGGCUUGAUGGUGCCAUCUGCACCUAUACGGAAGACAUGAAGAUGGAGUACCUAGAACUGCUGAAGAACCACGGAGUCGUGAAUAUCGAGAUGGAGGCUACGCUGUUCGCGUCCAUGUGCAGUAUGGCUGGUGUGAAAGGUGCCGUUGUUUGUGUCACUAUUUUGGACAGAACAAAAGGGGACCAAGUCUGCGUCUCGAAGCCUACGCACUCGGAAUGGCAAGAGAGACCUCAGCAAGUCGUCGCGGCAUACAUUAAGUCAGCCCUAGGACUGCUUGAGGCAGCAUGAUGCGCCCUCAUGUACUCUUUGCUGCUGUUAAAAUUUGCUGGACGUAA
Molecule: messenger RNA, 1164 nt
Organism: Ornithodoros turicata
Lineage: Eukaryota; Metazoa; Arthropoda; Arachnida; Ixodida; Argasidae
Product: uridine phosphorylase 2-like
Exons: 8
Coding region: 143-1117 (324 amino acids)
Biological process (GO): uridine catabolic process; nucleotide catabolic process
Cellular component (GO): cytosol; cytoplasm
Molecular function (GO): uridine phosphorylase activity
Source: RefSeq, a predicted model, not a curated record